Messenger RNA from Stylonychia lemnae, 951 nucleotides. The record is from the annotation of a GenBank genome assembly. Lineage: Eukaryota; Ciliophora; Spirotrichea; Sporadotrichida; Oxytrichidae.
AUGGCACGUAACGAGGAAAAAGCUAUGGCCAUGCUUAACAGAUGGGUCAAGAUGAAGCGUCAACUUAACCAAAAGUAGCGAGAGAAGAGACCAGAGAAUGCUUAAAGCUGCACUUAAAUAUCAGAGUGUGAUGUCUGGCGUUAAGGCAUUAUAAGAGAGCUUGUGAAAAAAGUCUCAGACAUUUAAAAUGCAUCAGUAGGUGAGCACAGAAUUAGAGAUUUAAAUGAUGAGAUCAAUAACUUGAUAAAGGAAAAGAAAAAUUGGGAGGAGAGAAUCAGGGAACUUGGAGGGCCUGAUUAUAGAUAGUAGACUAAUAAGUUAUUAGAAACUGAGGGUUCAGAGCUACCUGGUGCUGAUGGUUAUAUCUAUUUUGGAGCUGCUAAGAAUCUACCUAAGGUUAGAGAGCUUUUUCAAAAAGAAGCACCUUCUGCUCCAAAAGCAACUAAAAUUGACUUAUAUAAAAGAGUUACUUAUGGCUAUUUAGGAUAUGUUUAAGACACUGAAUUAGAGAGGAAGGAAAGAGAAUAUGAAGAAAAAAUCAGAGCAAAGAAGUCUUAAGAGGAAUAGAGAAAGAGAUAGAAGACUGACACUAAUAGUACAGGAUAAGAUUAAAUACCAGGUUCUAGUGGUGGGCAAAAAAUGAAUAUAGAGCAAUUUAAGUAGUUACAUUCUCUUAAGAUGAACAUAUUUAAUCCAUCUGAGCAAACAAAGCAGACUAAUUUAAGAAUCAUUGACGAUGAAGAUGAUUAAUAUCACAAUCCUGUAGAUUAAUAAGCUGAAGAAGUAGACGAGGAAAUUCAAGUAAGUUAAUAAAAAGAGCAGGUGCAAUGGCAGGCAAAAACUAAAGAAGAUUUACUUAAGAGACUAGCAGAAAAGAAGAAAGAAUUGUUGAUAAAGAAAUAUGCCAGUGAUGAUUUAAAUUAAUAGCAAUAAUAGAUGAACCAUGACUGA